AUUACAAAUUUUUAAAAGCCACUAAACAAAAGAUGAUAAUAUCAGAAAAUUUUGAUAAUAACCCUCUGCAUUCUAACAUUUAUCUUGCAUAGGCUUAUCAGUUUUACAUUUAUUUCGCAUGCAUUUUCUCAUUUUACAUAAAAAACUUGCUCAUUCUGCUAGUUUGAGCACGAUUUCUGUCCGCUCACUGUUAGAGUGCGGUGAAAUACGCUUUCAGAUUUGUGUGUUGAAAUACGCUUUCAUAACACGAGCCAGCGGACCAAUUUGAUAAUCGGCACAUCCUGGUGCUUCUCGUUAUUAUAAGUUCUCUGACGGUGACAAUUGCAUUUCAUCUUUGGCUUUUGAUAGACAGUAGAAGAAAAAAUUGUUGUCUAAACAUUUUCGCAUAAUUUUCCGGCGUGCGCUGAAAACCGGUACAAAUAAAAUAUUUGUACAGAGCCUCCGUAAAACCAGAGGAUACGUAACGAUUAGUACCGUUGUGGACCAGCAGCAACAGCAAAGUAUUGUCGAAAAAACCAAACCGGAGCAGCAGCAGCAGGCAGGAGAAGCAAUGGCAUCAAACAAUGAUAGUGGUAUCGUUGAAGCUACUUUUCCAACCAUUUCAUUGGUGCCUAAAUCAGAAACUGGUGUAUUGAAUUUCUUGCAAAAGUAUCCCGACUACGAUGGGCGUGACACGGUGAUCGCCAUUUUCGAUUCAGGUGUAGAUCCGCGUGCUUCAGGAUUGGAGACAAUCUGUGAUGGUAAAACUGUGAAGGUGAUCGAGCGUUAUGACUGCACGGGUUGUGGUGACGUGGAUGUUUCGAAAAAAGUCAAAGCUACUGAAAAAGGUUUCAUCACUGGAUUGUCGGGUCGUCAAUUGAAAUUGACACCCGAAAUGACUGCUUCCAACACUGCCAACGGCGAGUAUCGUAUAGGUUUGAAAACUUUGCACGACUUGUGCCCAUCGAAGGUGCGGGAAAACAUAAUCAAUUAUAACAAAACAAAAUAUUGGGAUGGUCCGAAUAAAACUGCAAUAGCCGGAGUAACGCGUAAAAUCGUUGAAUUUGAGUCGCAGAAUACAGAUUUAACAAAGUUACCAUGGGAUAAGAAAUUGUUGAAAGAAGAUCUAGAUUACACAUUGGAUAUGUUAAACAGUUAUGAUAAAAUGUAUAAGGAGUUCAAAACAUCAUAUGAUUGCAUUUUGUAUCAAACUUCAAGCGGUUGGCGUGCGGUUGUGGAUACCACGGAAAAGGGUGAUUUGGAACAAGCUGUGCAUAUUGGCGAGUAUUCGAAAACACGUGAAAUUAAAAAUGUAGACGAUUUCUUUUCAAUCUCAAUCAAUGUACAUGACAAUGGUGAUGUACUCGAAAUUGUGGGCAUGUGUUCUUCUCAUGGCACACAUGUCGCUUCGAUUGCCAGUGGGAAUCAUGCAUCUAAAGAUGUUGAUGGUGUUGCGCCGAAUGCACGUAUUGUUUCGCUUACCAUUGGCGAUGGUCGCUUGGGCUCAAUGGAGACGGGUACCGCGUUGGUGCGUGCUAUGAUGAAAGUUAUGGAAUUAUGUCGCAACGGUACAAAAAUCGAUGUAAUCAAUAUGAGUUAUGGCGAACAUGCUCACUGGUCGAACACUGGAAAUGAAUGUGAAAAUCCUUUGGUUGUUGAUAAGAAACGGAAAAGGAAACGAAAAGCCUAUAUGAGUCGCAUUGGCGAAUUGAUGAGCGAAGUUGUGAACAAAUAUGGUGUUGUAUGGGUGGCAUCAGCUGGCAAUCAUGGUCCUGCUUUGGCUACUGUUGGCACGCCACCAGAUAUUGCACAACCCAGCUGUAUUGGUGUCGGCGCUUAUGUCUCACCCCAAAUGAUGGAGGCCGAAUAUGUAAUGCGUGAAAAACUGCCUGGCAAUGUUUAUACUUGGUCAUCACGCGACCCAUGCAUUGAUGGCGGUCAAGGUGUAACGGUGUGUGCCCCAGGUGGCGCCAUCACUUCCGUGCCACAAUUCACGAUGAGCAAAUCCCAAUUGAUGAACGGCACCAGCAUGGCUGCACCACAUGUUGCAGGCGCAAUUUCUCUUUUGAUUUCCGCACUCAAGCAAAAAGGCAUUAAAUAUUCACCUUACAGUAUUAAACGCGCACUGACUAAUACUGCGACCAAAUUGAGUUAUGUCGAUCCAUUUGCACAGGGCAGUGGCUUGUUGAAUGUCGAAAAGGCAUUCGAGUAUUUGACGCAGCACGAGAAUGCGCCUGAAAAUAUGCUGCGAUUCUCAGUACGUUGUGGCGCGCAAGCGGCCAAAGGUAUACAUAUACGCCAAGGUAUACUGAAGAAGCCAAUGGAAUUUGAUGUGACCAUCGAGCCGAUUUUCUUUAAUGAACUGGAAACUGAACCGCAUCAAAAAUUCAAUUUCAAUGUUCGCUUAAAUUUAAUAUCUUCCAAACCGUUUGUGCAAUGUGGCUCCUUCCUUGAUUUGAGUUAUUCCGCACGUUCGUUGUGUGUGAAGGUUGAUCCUACUGGUCUGGAGCCAGGAGUGCAUACGGCACUUAUUUCCGCUUAUGACACCAACUGCGUUCAAAAAGGCUCACUUUUCGAAAUACCCGUCACUGUCGUCCAACCGCAUGUUCUCGAUAGCAAUGAAUCUUUGACUUUCGAAUGCAAGUCAACCAGAAAUGAUGGCAGCAUUGAAUUCCAACCGAAUACCAUACAAAGAGAUUUCAUUUUAGUACCAAGUCGUGCUACAUGGGCCGUGCUCCGAAUGCGUUCUACUGAUAAAAAUCGUGAGAAUGGUAUUGGCAAAUUUUUCAUUCACACAAUGCAACUGCUGCCCAAACUAUACUGUCGCGUAAUGGAGAAUAUGAAAAUUUUGGGUGUGAAUUCUGAAAAUGAGGCCACUCUGCAUUUCUUGUGUGAGGGUGACAUCAUACUUGAGCUCUGCAUAGCCAAGUAUUGGUCCAAUUAUGGCACAACUCAUAUCAAAUAUAGUCUGGAAUUUCACGGUAUACAAGCCAUCAAUACCAAUCCAUAUAUGAUGCAGGCGGCACGUGGCAUUCAUAAACUCGACUUUGUCGCUUUGAAAAGCGAAGAUCUACAACCACAAAUUCAGCUGAAAACUGCCGCUGUAGUGUUGCGUCCGACUGAGGCGAAAAUUACGCCACUCAGUGCCACGCGUGACGUCAUACCCGAUGGUCGGCAAAUCUAUCAAAUUCUCUUCACAUACACACUCCAAGUACCCAAGUUACAGGAGGUCGCGGUCUACGCACCGCUUUUCAACUCACUGCUAUACGAGUCCGAAUUCGAAUCGCAACUUUGGAUGAUGUUCGAUUCGAAUAAAGCGAUGGCCUGUUGCGGUGAUGCACAUUCACACAAAGUCUUCAACAAAUUGGAUAAGGGUGAAUAUACGAUUAAGUUGCAAGUGCGACAUGAAAAGCGUGAUUUACUGGAAAAAUUGUCUGAAACCAAUAUGAUUGCGCUUUUCAAGUUGGCGAAUACCAUCAGCAUGGAGUUCUAUGAUCAUUAUAACAGUUGUUUGACCGGCAAGCGUAAGUUUACCACUUGCGUUGUGAAGAGUACACCAGCCAAGGUGCUCUAUGUACCGCCAUUGCCGCAAGAGAAAUUAACCAAAGCCAAUUUACCAGCGAACUGCUCAUGGCUAAAUGGUACAAUAGCCCUGUCCAAGGAUGAUGCGGUGCGUCGUGUUGAUUCAUAUGACUUUACCUACUUUUUAAUAACGGCCGAAAAGAAGAAUGGCAACGGCGGCUCUGCCGGUAAUUCAGGUACUGGCAGUGGGGCAGCAAAUUCGUCCAAGUCAAAGACAAAUUUAACUGCUAACAAUGGUGUAUCAGCAGCCAUCAAUACGCUAAGCGCAUUAAAUACUGCGACUGGCGAUACUGCAGCGGCUUCGGGUGAUGGCGCGGCAACGGUGGGCGUUAGUACGACUGCAAAUGGCGGCAGCUCGUCGCCUAAGAAGAAAAUCAGCACUGAUGAGUAUGCGGAGGGAUUGCGCGACUUCCAAUGCAUGAUGAUUUCUAAGUGUGAGGUCAGCGUAGCCGAAGACAUUUACGAAAAAGUGAUCGCAGCGCAUCCCAAACAUUCUGUAGCACAUAUCCUACUCAUGCAAAAUAUAGAAUCCAAUGAGUAUAAACAACUGCUGCCAUUCACCUUCGCCAAAAUGGUAAAUGCAAAUGUGGACGAAGAGAGUCACAAGGAGGAGCUCGCCAGAAUUCGCAAGGCGCUAGAGCGUGUGGCGCAAUUGGGCGGUAAUGUCAUAAACGACAUGAAGGAUGAAUAUGAUGAGUUGCUGGCCUAUUAUGGGCUCAAGAGUGAUACCCGUCCAGAUGCCGCGAAAAUUAAGACUACUAUGGAUAAGAAGAAGACAAAUUUGUUGGAGGCGCUAACAAGAAGAGGCAUUGCCAAAAUUAAAAUCAGCAUUAUCGAUGGCAAUAUGAAGGAACGCUUGGAUGAGUUCAGGGAUAUUUAUGUUGAAGUUAUUAAAUUGUCUGACCCCUUAGAUGCUAAGCUCUUAUUAUUAUCCCUCUGGCAUGCUUAUGCGAAUGCACAUUAUGGUCGCAUGCAUAAAAUCCUGCAAAAAAUGUACGAAGAAAAGCGUCACCGCGAAUUACAAGAAGAAUUCUAUUUGGUCGCUGGCGCUCUGGAAUAUGGACAUCUGCAGACAGUCGUCCAACGUAAUACGGUAACCUCAUAUCCGAAUAGCUUCCGUGUAUUUUAAUGAGUGAAAUGCGAAAAUCAUAUGAACGUACAUAUAUAGACAAAAAAAAAGUAAAAAAAAAUGCCACUAGAGUGGGUCGUAAGUAACCUGCUCUAAACAGACAGACGCGUGCGCACAUCAUAAAUCAAUAAUGUUAAAUUAAUUAAAGAAAUAAAAUAAAUAUUAAAAAAUAUACAUCGUCAACUUAUACAUACACAAACAUAUAUAUAUAUAUACAUAUAGCUCACUUGUUUCUCAAUCUAAUAUAUGUACUGUAUAAGCGUAGCAUUCAUAAGAGAGUGUGUAUUAAGUUGUUUUCCGUUUAAAUGAAACUGUUCUUCAGCACUUGUAUUGUAAUCGUAAUACUGACAUAUGUAUGUAGCUCAUGAAGUUGUAAGCUCCUCCAAACUUCAAAAAGAAAAAUUAAAACAAUUUUUAUUACUACA
Ceratitis capitata (Mediterranean fruit fly) is the source of this 5115-nucleotide messenger RNA. RefSeq names its product tripeptidyl-peptidase 2 (gene TppII). The record is from RefSeq and is a predicted model, not a curated record. The coding region runs from base 551 to 4690 and encodes 1379 amino acids. Gene Ontology annotation, molecular function: tripeptidyl-peptidase activity; serine-type endopeptidase activity. Gene Ontology annotation, cellular component: cytosol. Gene Ontology annotation, biological process: proteolysis. NCBI's taxonomy places the organism in Eukaryota, Metazoa, Arthropoda, Insecta, Diptera, Tephritidae. The transcript is spliced from 20 exons.